AUGGAAGGAGUGGAUCCGAAUGCGGUAGCGGAGUUGCACCCAGAUGAACUGGAGAAGAAACAGAGAGUUCUGUUCGGAAGACUAGAUAACUUACCCGCUCUUAGUUCGAAAAUUGUGAGGAUAUUUAUAAGCUCGACUUUCACAGGAAUAGAUAACAUUAUAUUUACUUUAUUGUUCUGUGAUAGUGAGACUCAUGGCAAGUUCUGGGUUCUAACUCUUUUUUCAGAUACGACAUUGGAACGGAACAGUCUUAUGGAAAAUGUUUACCCGAAAGUUAAAGAAUACUGUCGUGAGAAACACGGUUUGGAAUUCCAGGUGGUUGACAUGCGCUGGGGAAUCCGGGACGAGGCGACCGACGAUCACAUGACCACUCACCUCUGUAUGCAGGAAAUAGACAACUGUCAACGCCUGUCCAUGGGUCCCAGUUUUAUAGUAUUCCUUGGCCAGAAAUAUGGCUACCGGCCGUUACCCACGCACAUUCUCGCCAAGGAGUUCGAUAUUUUGCGAGAGGUGGCUAAAAACGUGGUGAGCGAGUUGGAACUGUUGGACCAGUGGUACAGGAGGGAUGACAACUCGGUUCCCGCCUAUUAUAUCUUGCAGCCAAUCAGCUCCAUUUUCCAACAUUUCAAUAACAAGAGAUCACAACGUCUUCAGGAAAUAGACCAAGGACUCUGGUGGGAGACUUUCGGCAAACUUCAAAAAAUUAUUCGCAAAUCUUCGCAGGUGUUGUUCAUCACCAAAAAAAUAGAUCGAGAGCAGAUGCAUAACUAUUUUAUGUCCGUGACUGAACGAGAAGUAGAACGCGGCAUUCUGAAGGCAAAGAACGUCGAGGACCACUGUCUGGCGUACAUCCGAGAAAUCAUCAACAUCAACACCGCGCUCCUCAGACUCGCCGGCAAAUUCGUCGACCUCGCGGCCAGGAGCGUUGACGGCGAGGCGCAGAAACUGCUGAAGACCCUGCGAGAUGAGAAGCUACAGAAGGUGCUGUCCCCGCAGAACAUGAUCCGCUUCACCGUCGAGUGGAACGGCCUGGAGGGAUUGAACAGCGAGACGCACAAGGAAUACUUCGAACAAUUCUGCGAGCACUUCCACAAGAACGUCAUCCGCCUCGUGGACAAGGCCAUGACCAAGCACGAGAGACUGGGCAGCGACCGCGUGUACACCGAGCCCCUCCAGCACCUGCACACGUGCCACAACUUCUGCUCCGUGUUCCAGGGCCGGGAGGAGGUCGUCGAGUGUAUACAUCAGUAUGUGGUCGGGGCGUCCAAGGAACCUCUCGUUCUCUGUGGGGAAUCUGGGUGCGGCAAGACCUCGCUCAUGGCGAAGGCAGCUAGCCAGGUCAUCGACUGGCUUCCAGCGAAAUCUAACCCGGUACUGAUCAUCAGAUUCCUAGGCACAACGCCGGGUAGCUCGUCCAUUAUUCCCCUUCUGUCAAGUCUUUGUCACCAGGUGGCGUAUAUAUUCGAACAGCCCGCAGAGGAAGUUCCUGACGAUUUGGCGCAACUGGCCCAGCACUUCAAGAGACUGUUAGUGCUGGCCACCGCUGAGAAACCAGUAGUCGUGUUCCUGGACUCCCUGGACCAGCUUUCUGGAACCUAUGGUGCACACACCCUCACGUGGCUGCCUGUCAUUCUCCCCGACCACGUCAGACUGAUAGUGUCCACACUCCCCAACUACUACAACAUCCUUGAUACGCUAAAGACUCUGGUCGAGGCGAAGGAAAACUUCGUCCCCGUCCUACCUUUAGGCCAGAAUCUCAGCAGCACAAUCAUCAAGUCUUGGCUCAAGAACGCCAACAGGAACGUCACCGAUGAACAGUGGGUGGUGGUUAAUGAGGCCAUCUCUCUGUGCAACCUGCCUCUGUUUGUGAAGCUGGUGUUUGACGAGAUCUGCAGAUGGAAGUCGUACACCAGUCUCAAACAGACGACCCUGGCUCCGUCUAUCCACGAUUGCAUCAUCAAAAUGUACGAAAGGAUCGAGCUGCAGCACGGAAAGAUGCUGGUGUCCCACGCCCUCGGCUACAUCACGGCAUCAAAGAGCGGUCUUUCUGAAGCGGAGCUAGAGGACCUACUCUCUCUGGACGACAAGAUUCUCAACGACGUGUACCAGUACCACCUCCCCCCAGUGCGCCGCAUCCCUCCACUCCUCUGGACAAGGAUACGAGGAGACCUUCCCGAGUAUCUCAGCGAGCGAGAAGCCGACGGCGUCAACGUCAUAUUCUGGUAUCAUCGGCAGUUCAUCGACGCUGCCAAAGAGAGAUACUUCAAGAACUUGAACUUUGUCAGCGAAAUCCACUCAAAUAUUGCAGAGUAUUUUCUGGGCACAUGGGGUGGAGGGACGCCAAAGCCGUUUGAGUACUCGGAGCUUCAGAGACAAAGGUUUUUUCUGGACGAGACGAAGAGUGAAGCCGACAGAAAGGUUCCCCUGCAGCCAGUGGUCUUCUACAAUGAACAAGGGGAGGUUAUUAGGUACAAUCUUCGCAAGCUUGGAGAGCUUCCGUACCACCUGGUUAGAUCUCAUAGAUACGACGACCUGUAUGACACCGUUCUCUUCAACUACAAAUGGCUGCACGCUAAGUUAAGCUCCUUACCUCUCCAGUCCGUGCUGGCGGACUUUGAGGACCUUCUGGACCACGUGUACGACAAGGACGUCAAGCUCAUAGCCGAUGCGAUCCGCCUGUCGAGUUCCAUCCUCGGUCACUACCCCCAGAUGAUCGGCACCCAGAUCACGGGACGCCUGCUGCCGUAUUACGCGCUGAACCCCAAGAUUCGCAGUCUCAUCGAGCAAUGCGACACAGACGGCCUCCACAACUGUGCUCUGGUCCCCGCCCACCACUGUCUGCAUACCCCGAGUGGUCCGCUUCAGUUCUCGCUGGAAGGGCAUCCGUUUGCUCCUUUCGGGAUUGCAGCGACGUCGGACGCAAGGUAUUUGGUGACCGCGUCAAACAAGGUGAUCAUCUGGGAGCUAUCUCAGGGCGUCAUCUUCAGAGACAUGAACCUGGGUCUGACGGGAAUCAUGUCUUCGUUGGCGAUCUCGCCGAACGACAAGUAUGCAGUCACUUUCACCAAUUACAACAAGGUGGCGGUGAUAAGCAUCAAAACGGGAGAUUUCUGGGUUAUCUGUCCUGAUACAAAGAACACGGUAGAGGGAACCACGGUGUCCAAUACUCACAUCGGAAUCUGGAUGGGCACAGAGUGGGCUCUGUUUACAAUUGAAGGCGCCUUUGUCUCGAAAUUCGCGUCAGAAUUAAAGAUGCCAUUCGUUAAUGUUGACCUGUCAUUUGAUGACAAGAUAUACACAAUUGUGAAGAGUGGUGCAGAAGGCGACAGUGAAAUGGCCCUAGAAGUCCAGGACAAAUCUAUAAGUCCUUUCGAAUUCCACAGCGCAAUUGCAUUGACUAAAGACAAACAAACCCUAUACACUUGUAUUGAGAUUAGCGACAAUGCUGUAGCUGUGUACGACAGAGACGGAAGCACGUGGAAGUACAACAGAACUCUGGGUGAAAACGUAGAUACGGUGUUUUCCCUGACAGCGUCCAGUGACAAAAACUAUCUCAUAGCAACGGUUGCUCUUGGCUACAAACUGUGGGACCUGAAAAACGAUAAAAUGAGAGAACUGAGGCUUCCUUCAAGUAUAAGAAACAUUCCCACGAAAAACCUAUCUAGUCUUGUGGUAUUUACAAAAGGCAAUCAGUUCGUUGUUGCUGGUGUACGCAAAAACCUGUACGUGUGGGACGUGAAACAGGGUAAUAUCGUUAAAACACUUGAUGCUCAUUUCGGACGAAUCAUCGCUCUUGUGUCCGUGCAUGUAGGCUGCAAUGUUGUCAUCAGUUCCUCCAUGGAUAAGACGAUCAAGGUGUGGAACUUUGACAAGAUCUUAGAGGACGUCCACCCCAUAGAUCACCUGGAGAGGCCGAUCGAAACUGUCGAGUUGGCCCUGGAACCGGGUAUCUGUGUUACCUCAUCCAGGAAUACGGUCGUGGUGUGGAGUCUCGAAACGGGUCGAAUCGUCAAAGCGUUUCCCAGCAAUUCACGAAGCGCAAUAAUCACACAUGCCGUCGUGACGUCAAACGGCGAGUACAUAGUUUCUGCAGAAUCGGGAAGCAUCGUCUUCUGGAAUAUGGAGAAAGAAAAGGCAAUCAAGGUAAUUCAGUGUGGAGACAUUCAGUGGUUGACUUUGAACGAAGGAUGCACAAGGGUAAUCACGUCGGCAAAGGCUACGUCUGGAAAGGGUAUGUGUUGCAGUCACUCUGUCCCCGAAGGAGAGCAGAUCUUUAAGUUUGAAUACACGGUGAAAAAAUACCGCAAGCCUGUUGUCACCAAGGAUGGUCUGUUCCUGGCCGUUCCUGCUGUGGACAAAAGUGGUGACGUCAUAGGUGUCUAUCACUCGAAGACUGGGACUCACCUGUACAAUCUUCAGCUGAAGUACAACAACUACAUAGACUACAGCCACCUAGUGCCUAUGCCGCACGACGGCAAUCAGAUUGCAGUGAUCGAUAAGGACAAAGGCAACAUCCUCGACCUGAAGAAAAAGGCUCUGCUGAGAUCCACAAGACGAUGGAACGGUUGCGUCACCCAGAACGGGAAGAUAGGUAUCUUUGCGCCAGCUUGGGGCGGACUGCAGCUGAUCGAGAUAAAACACGGGAAAACCGUCCGGACGCUCAUUCCUAAAGUCGCAGAAGGAGUGUUCUCGGUCAAGGUCAUGUUCACUAAGAACGACAAGCACGUGGUGUAUUACCAUUCCGGUCACCGGACAAUAAGAGUGUUCAGAGUAGCAGACGGCAAAAUGAUCGCAAACUUUAAAGCUCACGCCGAUGUGAAGUGUCUCGUGGGAGACGACAUUGGCACUAGUCUAGUCAUGAGUGCGGUGGACGGGAGUCUGACCGUGCUGACUCUAGCAGAUCCUGGCGAUGAGGCCAGUCAGGAACUGAUCAAGUCUCUGCCGAGUCGACAGAUGACAAAGCCGUCUGCUAGUGGGAAAACUGCCAAUGGUGAUCUCAUCCAGGCUACCAGCUCACUUGGCACGGCAUUGCAAGUAGCAAGGUUUGGGAAGAAGCUUGCCAACUAAAAGGUGCACGGGAAUUGUUCAAUCAGUGAGCGUGUUACACCACACAGUGCAGCGAAACAAAUGAUAAAACGUGGAUAUCCAUUCGUCAUGCUGAACCACGUAUAAUGACCGAUUAUUGGAACAUUACUUUAACAAGAGUUUUCAAAAUCUGGGUGUUGGAUUCAACAGUAGAUAACUCUAACACAGUUCAUAGCACGAUACAAAUGCCAUAUUUGAGUGUAUUUACUGGAUGUUGAAAGUUUAAUGUUUCAAAUCAUUUAUAGAAUAUUGUCAAAUGCUAUUACAUUUUCAUACUUUAUUUGUUGUUAGUUAACCUCUGUGAGGAGCAUAUAAUGCAAAACAUGCAAUGUUUGAGACCCAGAACUGUUAAAGGUAAACCAAUCUGAGAAGACUGCCUUGGGGUCCUUUUUAUUAUUUUUUUGUAUGUGUCUGUGAUGCGUUUAGUUGAUGCGAACUUCCCCUGACGUCAAGGAAUGUUUUUUUAAUUGGGUUUGGCAGUUAGUGUUGCAUGAAUGCGAGAGGGCGAAAACCAGUCAAGUAGUAAGCGGGUACUAGCACUCGUGUCAAAAUGUAUAACUGAAUUCAGACAAGUCGACAUUCAUUUGAAGUCUGGAUUCAAAGCACGUCGAGUUUAGAUGCUAAUGCAACACUUGGUGUUAUUAUGGUGUUUUAAUUGUUUUAUUUAUGUAACGACGCACAACACGUUUUAAUGACGGUUAUAUGGCUGGUGUUUUGAAGACUAACUUUGAACGAGAGAUCCGGACUAAAGUUGUAAAGGCGCGGGCUCUAAAAAUGUUGUAUUACAAGGAAUAGGCGUAAGUGUAUUUGUCCAAUAGCCAUUUCGGACUAUUGGUUUUCCUUAGAUGCAGACAUCAGUGAUCAAGAAACAAAUCAUAAUACUUCGAUGAGAGUUACCCGUUGCUUGUCGUUGAUCCGUGUGGUUUCUUUACAACAGCAUUCAUUUGAAUCGACCGUGACGUCACGGUCCAACUUUGAAAUGUGUAGAUUAUUAUUAUAAAGUUUUUUUUCAAUAUGACCACAAACUUGAAUUAGGCCAAUGGUUUGCAUUUAUAGAUGUCUGUCAGUAUCCUAGUGUCAAAAUUAUACUCAAUGAAAAAAGAAGAUAUACACAUUAGAAAAAGAAAUGUUUUACAUGUACCUAUUCGACCGUGAACAUCUCUCGGCGUACAUGCCCCGUUACGCCACAUAUUACACGUGCAAUGCUAUUGGUAACAUCAUGGGCUCACGGGCUGGGCAGAUGCAUGAUAUUCACAUGCUGGGAAGGUUUUCCCGCGCACAUUGGUCUAGUUUUUGACGGUUAAAAAACCCACAAAUAAUAUCCAUAACAUUUCUGUUGACCAUGCCAUGCUUGACCAUCAAAUGACCGCGAGAGAGCAGUUGGAAUAUUUCAAACAGGCAUCAAUAUCGGUGAUGAUGCGAGACAUUUUGUUGUGUACACGGAAUUGUCAAUCGAUUAAAUGUCACCGAAUCCACCAAUGACCGUCUUUGAAGUGGCAGAUCGGGAAUUACGUCAGUUGUGAAAGCUUCAAUUUAUUCGAACCACCCCCACCUCCUGACAUAGAUUUCACCUGCCUAUCAUUGUUGGCCAUAGAUUGCAAAUCACUAUCCAAACUGCAAGAGACUGACUCAGAGCAUACGACAUAUGGGCACGAAGGUUUUUAUUCCAUAUCUUGCACAACAUCCGCAUAUGAUAUUUUAACACAAUAAGCACGUUGCUCGAGUCUCUACUGACUUUCUGAAUCAAAAGCACGUGGACGUUGGUUUUGAUCAGUAGUGCCAUUAAACUUCUAUGCUUUAGAAUACCUAUGAGAUGCAAAAUCUUUAAUCGCAGAACAUUCGGAUGUUGCAGCAGGACCUUGUAGAGAAGGGACACAACUUUAUAGCGUCCAUGAGACGACGUUAUCAAGUCUGCGAUUUCUGUUUUUGGGUUAAGUGCUGUUGAUGAUCAAUGUGUGGUAAACAAACACCUGCAAAGUAAUAUUUAACUACACAAACCUCCUUCUUAAGGAUUCGUUUAUCUUUUCCAUAAUUUCAUCGAUGGGAGUUUGUCAGGAUGAUGAAAUAAGCGAGAGUAUUUACAUGUAUAUUUUUUUUCUUGUUGAGUAUAGUUUUAACUUUUAAAUUGGUCCUAAAUUAUAAUAAAGCUAUAUUAUAAAACAAAUACAUUUCACUAUUCAAUUGUCGAUUUUCUGGGGUGUUUUUUUCGAGAAUUUAGUCUAAAUAUUGUAUCAUUUUAAACAUAAUUGGUAUCCUUUAUAAUUUUUAAAUAACGGUAUAAUUUAUGAUAUUGAAGGAGUCCAGAGUUUUCGAAACGUUUUCUAAUAGACAAUCAAGGGAUCCUUUCCUGAUAUGACGGAUCAUGGUGUUGGAUGAAACACGAUUUUCAUACAUUUUAUAAAACCUUCGUUUUAAGACACCAGUGCAAGGCCGAUAUAAAGUUUAAAGUUUGUUUUGUGUAAUAACACCACUAUAGCACACUGAUUUAGCAAUCAAGGGCUACUGGAUGUCAAACAUUUGGUAAUUUUGACAUGUAGU
Molecule: messenger RNA, 7623 nt
Organism: Gigantopelta aegis
Lineage: Eukaryota; Metazoa; Mollusca; Gastropoda; Neomphalida; Peltospiridae
Product: NACHT and WD repeat domain-containing protein 2-like
Exons: 9
Coding region: 1-5067 (1688 amino acids)
Molecular function (GO): protein binding
Source: RefSeq, a predicted model, not a curated record